AUGCCCGGAAAACGCACUGCAAAGAAAAGCCCUGCGCCAGAAGACGAAUCUCCUGCCAGGAAGAAGCUUAAAGUCAGCCACCCGUCCCACCGGACGCAGCCCGGGCUGGUGCUUUCGCUGGGGCAGGGGGACGUCGGCCAGCUGGGCCUGGGCGAGGGCGUGAUGGAGAGGAAGAAGCCGGCCCUGGUGCAGCUGCCGGAGAUGAUCGUGCAGGCGGAGGCCGGAGGGAUGCACACCGUGUGCCUCAGCGAGACGGGCAAGAUCUACACCUUCGGCUGCAACGACGAAGGCGCCCUCGGGCGCGACACCUCGGCAGAAGGGUCUGAGACCACGCCGGGGCUGGUGGAGCUGCAGGAGAAGGUGGUGCAGGUCUCGGCGGGGGACAGUCACACAGCGGCGCUGACGGACGACGGCAGGGUUUUUGUCUGGGGCUCUUUCCGGGAUAACAACGGGGUGAUAGGCCUGCUGGAGCCUAUGAAGACGAGCUCUGUUCCUGUGCUCCUCCAGCUCAGCUCACCUGUCGUCAAAAUUGUCUCAGGGAACGACCACUUGGUGAUGCUGACGAUGGAUGGCGACCUGUUCACGUGCGGCUGCGGCGAGCAGGGCCAGCUGGGGAGAGUGCCGGAGCUCUUCGCCAACCGAGGAGGGCGGAAGGGGCUGCAGCGCCUGCUGGUCCCGCAGCGUGUCCCUGUCAGAGGCAGAGGCAACAAAGGCAAGAUGCGCUUCCAGGACGCCUUCUGUGGGGCUUACUUCACCUUUGCCGUCACGCAGGAAGGACACAUCUACGGCUUCGGCCUCUCCAACUACCACCAGCUGGGGACCCAGGGCACCGAGCCCUGCUUCUCCCCGCAGAACCUGACGUCCUUCAAGAACUCCACCAAGUCCUGGCUCGGGUUCUCCGGCGGGCAGCACCACACCGUCUGCGUGGACUCGGAGGGUAAAGCCUACAGCCUGGGCCGGGCCGAGUACGGCCGGUUAGGCCUCGGGGAAGGGGCAGAAGAGAAGAGCACACCCACCGUCAUCCCCGACCUCCCCAGCAUCUCUUCCGUGGCGUGCGGCGCGUCGGUCGGCUACGCUGUCGGCAGCGACGGACGAGCUUUUGCCUGGGGCAUGGGCACCAACUACCAGCUGGGCACGGGGGAGGAGGACGACGUCUGGAGCCCCGUGCAGAUGACGGGCAAGCAGCUGGAAAACCGCCUGGUCCUGGCCGUGUCCAGCGGAGGCCAACACACUGUCCUGCUGGUCAAGGACAAGGAGCAGAGUUGAUGAAGCAGCAGGAGCACAGCGGGAUCGCGGGGCCCGCGCACACACCCACCUUCUGCCCUUGGCCGCUUUUUGGGAGGCUGGUUCCUGACGCAGACCACGUCAGGGAAGGCAGGGGGGCCCCUGGAGCCAGGCCCCGAGGUGUCCUGGCGGCGUCUGUGUGGCUGGAGCAGGGAUCUGCAGGGGUGCUCGUGUUUUCUGUCUGCGAGCGUCUGUCUUCCCGCGGUACCAGGCGCUCCGUCAGCUCCUCCACUUCAGCUUGGUCCUAAACCGAUCUCAGUGCUGUGACUAGAUGGGUUUCCCACCUUUUUUUUUUUAUCAUUAUUAUUACUUUUAAUAUUUCCUGGCCCAGCAAAGCUGAGUGCCUUGUGCUUCACUACACAGGAGGGUUUGGGCAUCAGGCUUCCUGAGGUUCCCUUGUUCCAAAGUCCCCAGGUGCUGCCCCCAUCCCCUUCACCUGAACAUCUUCUACCUCUGUGCCCAGAUCUGUUACAGAUUUGCCUGCUGCCGCCCACCAAAGCCCCCUGGGCAUGUUAGGGUGACGCCUCAGUGCAGCAGAACCAUUCCCGUGUGGCGGGGACGCGAGGAGGGAGCUCUCCGUUAGUUUCCCUCUCGCACACGCUUCUUGCAGCGGCGCAGAGGUGCUGAGGGUUGGCCCGGCUGGAUUCGUGUGCCCACGGUGGGUGUUGUGGCCUGGGGAGGGGGGGCUGCAGCUGGGUGCUGCCCGUUACACGUGGAGCAGGUGCUGGAAGUGGGACUCUUGCUGCUGGAGAAGGUGGGCGCCUCCCUCCCACCCUUCGCCUCCGAGUCUGAGCCAAAACCCCACAAGAAGCAAGGCCAGGAGCAGGAUGAAACACUUCCCAACCUCCCUCCCUCCAUCUCUUUUCUACAAUCUUCCACUUCUGCUCUUUGCUCCGGUCACCUUGGGAAACCCAACAAGACCAGUGCCACGGAGGGGACUCGGUCCUAAUUUUCUCUGUUUCAUUUUCUCCACCUGGUGAGGAAGGAGCUUCACUUGCUGCGAAGGCAGAACCCAAAGCCAGCUCUGCACCUAAUCCCUCCAAACAACGGGACGCUCCCCGUCGCCUCCGGUUCUUGCUCCAGCUGCUCUCGCCCCCUGUGCCCGGCCCGCCCCGGUUUUUCUUUCCGUGCUGCCUUCCAGGUACCUGGACUGAGAAGGGGGGGCUCCGAGGACAGAUUUUAGGCGUUGUGACAGCGCCAGGGGGAAGCGGUGGGUGUGUGCGCGGGGCGGGGGGGCUGGGGGUUGUACAAUGGCUUAGGUCGAAUUUUUUAAAGAAAAUGUAAAGUAUUUUGGUUGUUUGAGGACGAGAGGAAAAAAAAAAAGUAAUCUUUUAACGUUUGGAAUAAACUGAGUUUUGAUAAAC
Molecule: messenger RNA, 2648 nt
Organism: Oxyura jamaicensis (ruddy duck)
Lineage: Eukaryota; Metazoa; Chordata; Aves; Anseriformes; Anatidae
Gene: RCC1
Product: regulator of chromosome condensation 1
Exons: 9
Coding region: 1-1266 (421 amino acids)
Cellular component (GO): cytoplasm
Molecular function (GO): guanyl-nucleotide exchange factor activity
Source: RefSeq, a predicted model, not a curated record